Messenger RNA from Guillardia theta CCMP2712, 528 nucleotides. RefSeq lists its product as hypothetical. The record is from RefSeq and is a predicted model, not a curated record. The transcript has a single exon. The coding region runs from base 1 to 528 and encodes 175 amino acids. Lineage: Eukaryota; Cryptophyceae; Pyrenomonadales; Geminigeraceae.
AUGGUGGUGUCGAAGGCGAUUAUCCACCUGCAAGACAGCGACUUGCACGUCCGACUUGCCGCUCUGGACCUCCUCGUCCACGUGGCUCGCAGGGGAGACAGGACUGUCAUCCAAGCAAUCGUCGCUCAACUUAAUGGACACUGCAGAAAGGAUCCGACGAACCCAGGAGACGCUUCCUACCCUCACCCGAAGGUGCAUGGCCUCCACUACCGAUCCAUGCGCCCUGUUGAGCCGAGCUUCAAGCACUCGCCCGAGCUGCGGAUCGCGGGUAUUCAAGCACUGGCAGCCAUAGCUGAGGAGAAUGACCUUCGCACCACCAUCUGCAUAGCUGACAUCGCAGGAAACGAGACAGAUGAAAAGGUGAGAAGAGCGGCAAUCAAUGCGCUCGUUUCAUUCUCCAAGUUCGAGCUCGUGAGGGACAUCGAAGCCAAGGUUCUCUCUCCCCCCUCCUUGCUCCCCCUCAUCCUCUUCCAUCGUACUCACAAGCGCCCGCAGGUUCGCCAGAUGAAGCACAAACAGACCACAUAG